Messenger RNA from Asparagus officinalis (garden asparagus), 649 nucleotides. RefSeq lists its product as uncharacterized. The transcript is spliced from 3 exons. The record is from RefSeq and is a predicted model, not a curated record. NCBI's taxonomy places the organism in Eukaryota, Viridiplantae, Streptophyta, Magnoliopsida, Asparagales, Asparagaceae. The coding region runs from base 1 to 513 and encodes 170 amino acids.
AUGGCGUCCUCCCUCUCCGCCGCCGUCGCCGCCGUCGCCGCCGCCACUCGACCCAUCAAAUCUCGCGCCGGAAUCAAGACGGUCCUCUCUCUCGCUCCCCGAUUCCAGUCCCUUCGCCGCCUCUCCCUCUUCGCCCGCCCCCAACCUCUCCGUCCAAACCCCUCUCUCUCGAUCCGCUGCUUCUCAGCGCUCAGCCCGCAAUUGAAGUCGACGUUGGACACGGUGGUGAAUUCUCACAAGGUUCUGCUGUUUAUGAAGGGGACCAAGGAUUUUCCACAGUGUGGGUUCUCAAAUACAGUGGUUCAGAUACUGAAGUCACUGAAUGUUCCAUUUGAGACGAUGAAUAUUCUUGAGAACGAGACGCUGCGACAGGGGCUCAAAGAAUAUUCGAGCUGGCCUACAUUCCCUCAGCUUUAUAUUGAUGGGGAGUUCUUCGGGGGAUGCGAUAUCACCGUUGAAGCAUACAAGAACGGGCAACUGCAGGAACUGAUAGAGAAAGCGAUGUGUUCUUGAUAAGUGGUUCUCUACCUGAUUAUUAUAUUUAAAAUUGAGAAAAAAAGUUCUGCAUUAAUUUGACUUGGUAUUGUCAUGUAAACAUUUCCCUUUGGGUAAUAUAUAUUUAUGAAACUGCUUUUUAGUGUUUUUAUUA